Molecule: messenger RNA, 930 nt
Organism: Penicillium maclennaniae
Lineage: Eukaryota; Fungi; Ascomycota; Eurotiomycetes; Eurotiales; Aspergillaceae
Exons: 3
Coding region: 1-930 (309 amino acids)
Molecular function (GO): protein binding
Source: RefSeq, a predicted model, not a curated record
AUGGCAUCCGACCUGGAUCAGCUCAUUGAGAUGGGCUUCGACAAGGAGCGAGCUCAGCUGGCAGUCACGAGAACCGGUGGCUUACAGGGCGCAUUGGAAUGGCUCGAGAACAACCAGGACAAAUCGCUGGAGGAGAUCAAGGCACAAGCGGAGAAGGAUGGGGAUGAAGAGGGUCCGGCCCUCCAGCCUGGCGAAGAGCCUCGUAGCUUAGUCUGCAAUGACUGUGGCAAGAAGUUCCGUUCCACCGCUCAGGCCGAGUUCCACGCUUCCAAGUCUCAGCAUGUGGACUUCUCAGAAUCCACUGAGGAGCUCGCACCAUUAAGCGAGGACCAAAAGAAAGAGCGCCUCAAUGAGCUGCGAGAGAAGCUUGCGGCAAAGAGGGCGAUGCAAUCCGACCAGGACAAGGUGGAUCAGAAGCGCAAUGAGGAAAUUCGACGGAAGAGCACCAAGGAGAACCAGGACGCGAAGGAGCAGCUUCAGCGGAAAGAAGCGUUGAAGGAAGCCGCCGCCAAGAAGAAGGAGAAGCAGGACGAGAUCGAGGCCCGCAAGCGCAUCAAAGCCAAGAUCGAAGCGGACAAGGAGGACCGUCGCCGUAAGGCUGAGCGGGAACGCGCAGAGCGUGCAGGCCAGGCCCCUCCCUCGGAGCCUGCUGCGGCUCCAGCUCCUACAUCGUCGGGUCCAGUUGCGUCCAAGCCUGCCUCCGCCUAUACUGAGGCUCGCUUGAGGUUCCAGACUCCCCAAGGAAACAUUAUGAAGACUUUGCCCGUCACGACAACUCUAUUUGAGGUUGCUGCUGCUCUCAAAGAAGAUGGCGUGGAAGUUCAAAGCUUCGUCCAGAACUUCCCAAGGAAGGUAUAUGAUGCUGAAUUCUUUGGAGAGACCUUGAAGGAGCUUGGACUUGUGCCCAGCGCAAGCCUUGUCGUUCAAUGA